Messenger RNA from Vitrella brassicaformis, 4671 nucleotides. The record is from the annotation of a GenBank genome assembly. Lineage: Eukaryota; Vitrellaceae.
GAGGGAUAUCUCAGCGUUUCCGAUGGAGAUCCGGUGCCGCAUCUUUCGAUACUAUGCAACCAUGCGCACGAUGCGCAGCCAGAAGCGAAAGCCAUUCAUCCCGACUGACCAGCCCACCUCGGGGAAGCACGAGGAGCCCAUCUAUCUGACUGGCACCUUCCCUGCGCCUCACCAGCCGCCGUCCUCCCCUUCUAAAUCCCCUUCUCCCAGCAAGACGAACAGUCCUCACGGUGCUGCCAAGCAUGAGCCGAGAAGCUCGAGAGUGGAGCGGCCGAUUCGGCUGCCCAACACCGCAUCGUCAUUCGCGUCGACCGCAAAGAGCAACCAGGCCAAAGCUGCGACGGCGAAGGCGCUUUCAGCAGAGGAGCCGGUCAGGCGGCGAUCAACGACCCCCUCUGCCGACACUAUCUCAUUGCGUCCGGACAUUUCGCGAGCCUGGACAAGGGAGGAGAAGAAGAAGCUGAGAGAGGAGAUUCGGGCGCUCUUGCCGCCCGACAGCCAGCCCAUGACACAGGCAGCGGAAGAGCAGCAGCGAGCGCAGGAGCGGCUGCUGCACACCCUUGGAGGGCUCAGCGAGGUCUAUGACGCAUCGCUCCUCAACCAGAUCGCUGCUCGUGGCGAGGAGCCAGAGGUGACAAGACUCCGCCUCGAGCAGCUGGCCGCAUCGCUAUCGAACCUCGGCGACCUCAUCCUUGCUUCGUCGGCUGAUUUCCGCGCAACCGUCCUGCCCGACCACCCAUUCCUUUCUGCCGCCAUUGUGGCCAUCCACCAUGCCGCCAGAUCGGCCCUACUCAGCCCCCAGGCGCUCGUCCACUCGAUGGAGUUCCUUCUCUGCAUGGGAGGCGCCCAGACGGCCACUCCAUUGUCCUUCCUGCUGCACCAGCUGCUCCCUCUGCUGCCCUCCCUGCCGACGGCCGAUGCCUCCCGCCUGCUAAGAGGCGUCGCGAGGCACCCCGUCCUAGCGCAACAACCGCAGAUAUGGGACUGGCUGGUGACGAAUGCGGCCGAGCAGGUGCCUGAGGUUGCUACGGAUGGUCUGGUGGAGCUGAUGGGUGCUCUGGGGGAGGCCGAGUGUGCUGACGUGGACCUGUCGCGUGUGUCGGUGAUGAUCCGGGAUCUGCUUGACUGCGGGUGGAUCGCCCAGCUGCCUGUGAGGGGUGUGGCGAGCGUCCUCUUCUCGGUCGGCAAGGCCGGCAUGGUGGACGGAGAUGUGCUGGACGGCGUGUGCGCCAUCCUGCUGCCGCUGCUGCCCUUUGUGACGCCAUCUGAGGCGCAGUCGCUGCUGAUGACACUGGCGCUUCACAAGAGUCUGUAUGACAACGCGGGAGUGGUGCCCAACCCCAUCUACCGGCCUGCCCCGGGCAGACUGGUCAAGGCGCUGACACGACGGGUCACCAAGGAGAUGGAGUGGAUGACGCUCGAGAGAGCCACGCCCCUCUGCCUCACCGUCUCGAUGCUCGGCCGGGGUAAGGACGCUCUCAAGGCCCUCGUCACCGCACGGGUCCUCAAGGGAGGCCUGCCGGCCAUCCAGGCCCUCCCGACCGGCACAUACGUAACCCUCCUCUACUCCCUCUACCACAUGGCCAUCUACAAGGGCUUCCACCCAGAUCUCCCCCUGCCGCUCCUCGAGGCCUUCCCGGCACACCUGCCCAAAAUGUCCCCCCGGCAGAUCGCGACGUCGCUGGAGAGCCUGAAGCCCGUCACCGCCAAGAGGCUGGCGGCCCCACUGCUGCCCGCCUUCUACGACUUGGCGCAGCACAUUCACUGGCAGCUUCGGGGUGGGGGAGGUGAGGCGGGUGAUGUGUUGGCUGGGCGGCGUCUGACGCCGACAGAGAUCAUAUCAGUGCUCAAGAUCUAUGGAGAGCUCAAAUUCAAAGACAGGUGCGGACGCGAGUGCGACAUAGCGCUUCGUGACGGAGUGUAUUUGUGUUCUGUUUGUGUCACAUCAGAGGUCCGCUUUGCUCCAUCCUGGACACCAUCACCGCUGUUGUCACACCCCCACCACUCCGUCCCCUGCUCGGCGAGUCGUCGUCCGUCUCUGCCGCUGGCGUACUGGACGUGUCGGUCAGCCCCCAACCGGCACCCUCGCCCUUCCUGGCCAAGCUCGGCCUCCCUCAGCUGUGCGACCUGCUGGAGGUGUAUGCCCUUACCAAAUCCAUCAGGUGGAUCGCUGGCACAUGACACAGAUGGAUGGAUGGAUGGAUCGUUGUGUCGGGGCUGUGAGUGUGCAGGACGCAGGCAGUACUGGAGGCGCUUGACCGGCGGCUUGAGGCGAGCAGCAACAGCAUCUCGCCGACCAACCUGACAAGGAUCCUCUGCCACAUGGCGACGCUGCAGACGUCAUUCCCCCCGCUGGUGCGCCGGCUGUGUCGCCUUGUGGCCGACGAGACCAUGGAGGCACCCCAAACGGAUCAGUCCAUCCAGAUCCUCUGGUGGCUUGGCUACCUUCAUCCACCCGGCGGAUGACCAGUAAUCAUGCACUGGUGUUGUGUGUUUUCUGUGCAGGUCGCUUAUCGGCUUGGACUGUUGGUCGACCGUCAGGGCCAUUGCUUUGCCGACAGUCAAGAUGGCGUAAGCAAGAGACAGACGGGCAGCCGGAAAAAAGUGGUUACCGUCAUUUCUGCUGCGUCUUCUGCAGUCUCGAUGAGUAUGAGGAUUUGCCGCGACAAAGCCACCUGUUGCUGUUCGAGAGUCUGUGUCAGCUGAGAGUCGCCAUGCCCCCCCUCGCCCACCGGUGCCUCACCCUGUGUUCCAACUUCCCCGCCGUCCCCACCUACUCGGCCACGUCGCUGCCCAUCCCGCCGCAGCUGAUGGACACCAACAGCAGCACCGACACCGACCAAGCUAGGUCGCCCCUCCGGGCCGUCGAUGUGGACGAAGCACUCAAGACACUCAGCCCCGAGCCGUCGUCGGUCGGGGGCGGUGAGGAUGUCAUUCCUGAACUGACACCGAUGGAAGAGGCCAUGUUUGGGGAGGAGGGAGAGGUGGUUACGGGCGAUGUGACGACUGAUGUGGGCGAUAGGCGGCUGCCUGAGUUGUCGUCGCUCGAGCGGAGAGUGGAGGACCUGCUCAGUGCGGCUGGAGGCGAGAAAGGGGUUGAGGAAAGGUCUGCAUCAGACGACGUCUCGUGGCUUGAGGACAUCCACGGCCUUCUCGACACAUUUGAGAGGGAUAGUGGGUCGGCGGAUGCUGAGCGUGAGGGAGCGCAGACCACCAAGCCUUUGCUCACCGACGACACACAGCAGCAAGAAGAGGUAGAAGACUUCGGAUCGACCGAUGAGACACCGCUGCCCGCUCACGUGCCACCACCAGGGGAGGACAUAUGUGACACGUUCUCGAUGCGGCACCUGCGGCUGGGUGGUGGGUCGGGCAGCAGCCUGCUGCUGCCGACGGGAGAGAACUCAGCGAUGAUCACGAGUGUCCUCACGGAGAUGCAAUUCGGUAGAGAGGACAGGACAGGACAGGAAUUCAAAGGUACACUGUAUCUGUUGUGCACGCGAACCUCUCGCUCUUCUGUCAGGCUGGCGAUCGAGAUCGAAGCACAAGCUUGCAACGGUGAGCCACACCACAGGCGGACGGGGCAUGGUGUGAUGUCGGCAGUUGUUGAAGAACAUGUGUGUCGUGUCCUUCCCUUAAAUGUCACUGCAGAUGAUGACUCCCCUGCACGAAACUGUCGGCGAGGUCCUCGGCAGCCUCAAUAUCGCAGCCGUACUCAGGUCCGAUUGCCACGACGGACGAGACAGACAGACAGACAGACAGGAGUCACAGCAAUGAGUACUCACAUGCCUCUUGUCUCAGGGAGUGCCCCCACCCGGGCGGUAUGAUCGCCCAAGAGCACUGCCGCCCCUACGGCGGCUUCGCCAUGCUGUGGCAAGCCGACCACGAGUACGUCAUCGACCUCGCCCACCCCUUCACCAAAAUCGCCAUCGUGCUGGUGGGCAACCACUCAUUCGGCGCCAUCAAGGACCAGCCAGGCGACAGCGACCACCUGCUGUGUGAGGCGGUGCUCAAGAUGAAGUUCCUUCACGGCCUGCAGGGGUGGACCAUCAUCCCGCUGCGCAAGGAACAGAUACGCGACGCCAGACGAGCUGGCGGGGGGUCUUCAUCCCUCCACGCCGCUGUGGGGCGGGCAAACCGCAGACGGCCGGUGAGCCUUACCCAUCUAUAUGGCCUAGAGGAUACAUCAGCUGAGGAUGUGAGUGGGUUGCUGAAGCAUGGUGGUGGUGGUGUUGGUUGGGAGGAUGGGCUGUCACCGCUGCACGAGAGGCUGGAUCGGGAUAGGGUUGUGUUGCAUGUGGCAUCGCAGCUGUAUGAUGUGUUCCCGAUGGACAGGAGCUUUCUGCAGAGAUAUGCGCACCUCACUGGCCUGCCUUCGCAGCUAGCUGGGGCAGGGCAGCAACCAACAGGGGAGGGAGGGAGGGAGGGAGGGAGGGACUGAAUGAGUGACUGCACUGCACUGCACACUUGCAACACACGUGCAGUGCAGUGCAGUGGCGAUGUGUGGGUGGGUCCAUGCCAUGGCCAUGGAUGCUAUGCUAUGCUAUGCGAUUGUGAAUAGACUGGCAUACUACUUACUGCUCAAUGUCCGAUGAUGAUGAGCGAACCCCGUCUGCCUUUCACUUCCAUCCAUGUCUGUCUGUCCAAGCAGCUAACCAAGCCUCUCUCGCGAGA